GUGCUGCGUAAAGAGGCCACGUGCUGGCCAGGGCGCGGGAGCUGCUGCCCAGUCAAGGAGGCUGCGUGGUGUGACUCCAUCUCAACCGUGUGGUCCUGGUGAACACAUGAAGUCCCACCGCGUGCAGCGAGGAAGAGUCAUUGGGAGGAAGGGAUGCGGCAUAGCCUUUCCGGGGAUGCUUGGCUCCCCAGCAGCACCCAGCACCCGAGGGGUUAAAACAUCUCGGAGCUCCAGGCAGCUUUACCAGCCCCCCAGGAUGUUUUGCUGCACCAGUGGGACAAGCCUGACUGGUCUUGCUGGCCUGGCCUGGCUGUGCUAGGGGCUGCUUGCCAAGAGGGGGGGAAAGAGAAUUGAAAUGUUUCCAAAAUUCGAAUGUUUGGAAUUGAAAUAUUUCACAGGUGCAGCGGGGUCAAAUCAGCUGCUAAAUGUCUUCUUCAAAGCCUGGGGUUGGGGGCCACCAGCCUGGCCCAGGUUUUGGAGAGCCUACAGGCAUCAAAAGCCCGGAGGGGAGGUGAUAGUAGUGCCCCACCAUGCCCUGUCCCUUUGGGGUUGCCAGGCUAGGUGUACCCCAAGUGCUUCUGGCAGUCCCCCUUUUGUGGUGAUCCCUAUUUCGUGGUGGCUCCUAUUUCGUGGUGGGCCUCAUUUCGUGGUGGCCCCCACGGUGCAGAUGGCUGGGGGGUACCAGAACCCUGCAGGAAGGAGCAAAGGAGAGCCAGGAUCCAGCUCCCCAGGACAAAGAGGGAUAUGAGAAUCCUCUCCAAGGGGACGGGGGGGACAAUCCCUGAACCCCCUCACAGCCCCCCCCCCCCCCCUUUCUGGCACUGCACACCACCCCACCCCCCCUUUUUUUUUGGGGGUGGGGGUGGGAUGACCUUGGGUCCGGGUUUCUUCCCUCCUGGAUGUCCGGGAAGGUCUGAGCCGGCUGUGAAGUUCUUUUAGGGGGUGUUGGGGGGUAACCGGGGUUGGGAUCUUCCCGCCCCCGCCACGAAGGAGGAGUUAUUUGCCACGCAGAAGAAAUCGAAAGUGCUGCCGGGCGUGCCCGCCCCCCCCCCCCCUCCCCGCCAUGGCCACCGACGGUUGCGGCACCCGGUUCCUAGAAGAGGACAUGCAGUUCAUCCUUUGCGAGGGCUGCAAGCAGGAAUCGCCCGACCUCAAGCUCCUCACCUGCCUCCACACCUUGUGCCUCGGUUGCCUGAUCAAGAACAACCCAAUUAGGCAGUGCCCUUUGUGCCAGACGGCCAUCCCGCAGGCCAGCGGCGUCCCCGGCACAGACAACCUGCUCUUCACCAACCUGCGGGUCAGGCUCAAGGUCUACAAGAAGAUUGUUGACGGAGUUGACUUGUUCUGUGACAACUGCAAGAAAGCCGGUGAGUUCUGGUGCUCUGAGUGCGAGGAGUUCCUCUGCAGCAAGUGCUUCAAGGCCCACCAGCACUACCUGAAGAGGGAGAGCCACGAAGCCAAGAGGCUGAUGGACAUCAGGGCAGGGUCUGCUAAGGAUUUCCUUGAGGGCACCAGGAGGAUUGAUAAAUUGUCCUGCUCCAACCCAACCCACAAGAGCCAGACUGUAAGCAUCUACUGCAACAAGUGCUGCAAGCCUAUGUGCUGCGUCUGCGCGCUGCUGGACAGCCAGCACGCCUCCUUCUGCGACAUCCACAGCGAGACCCGGCGCAGGCGGGAGGAGCUGGUCACCGCGAGCCAGGAGCUGAAGCAGAAGCGAAGCGGCUUCGAGGCCGCCUACGAGGUGCUGCAGGCUGAGGCCGCCCGGCUGGAGCAGGCGCAGCGGGAGAUGCGGGAGCUGAUCCGGCAGCACGUGGAGCAGCUGGUGCGGCUGAUCCGGCGGGAGGAAGAGGAGCUGCUGGGGCUGGUGGAGGCGCGGCAGGAGCAGGGCCGGCGGGAGCUGGCGAGGGAGCUGCGGCGCGUGGAGGGGGUGCUGCGGCGGAUGGAGGCGAGCGAGCGGCUGGUGGAGAAGAUGAGCCUCUACGCCACGGAGCAGGAGGUGAUGGACAUGCAGCCCUUCAUCAGGGACUCGCUGGGGGAGCUGCAGCGGCUGCAGCCGCCGGCGGCCAGGGACAGAGUGCAGCCCGGGGACUUUGCUGAGUGCAGGGCCAGGCUGCAGGAGCUGGUGGAGCGCGUCACGGGGCACCCAGAAGCUUCCCCAGCUCCAGCCAUGGAAAACUCCCACCAGGUCUCCAACUCCAUCCCCGCAAAGAGGAAGGAAGUCCAAAAUGCAACCAUCCUGACACUGCCAGUGAAGCUAGUAAAGGUUGAAGACAACGAUGACGGGUGGAACCAGCCUGUGCCGCAGCAGCCAAGCUGCUCGGACCAGCCUGGGACCAGCUGUUUGGUGUCCCCCAAAGGUUUGGUGACUCUCUCCAAGGAGGACAGUUGGCUGGAAGGUGUGCCAGAUGGCAACGGUGGGCUGCACGACUCAGAUAGCAAUAUUCUCUGCUUGGACAGCUUUGAGGAGGACAGCACUGAUGAUGAGUUGAUGGUGAGUGCAGCUAAAGGGAUUUCAGUGCUUGGCCCUGCAUUGCUCAGCGUUUAAGCCAAGAAGGCUGGACCGCUUGGUGCUUCCAGACCUUCAGGACCAUCCCACAGUCCCCCUUAGAGCCUGGCAAGGAACUUGUGACAUCCUUCCUGGGUGCCAAAAUAAAUCCUCUCUAGGUCUCCUCCAUGUUUGGGGGAACUGGGCUGCCCAGCAGCUUGGAGACGUCGGUAGAUACCAGCUUGGUGAUGCCAAGGUGGUGAGCAGUCAGAACGAAGGCCAGCAAGAAGGGGCAGUCCAAAACCUCGCUUUCUUUUUGAGGCUACGGAUGGAUGGGGUUUUGUUGUUACUUUGCAGCACUGAGCAGUUCCCAUGACAGUCUGCGUGACCAAAAGCUUGUGACCAGCUCUUCAGUGGAGGUUUUAGAAACAGGCAGCUUCCCUUUGCUGGGUUAGGUAGGUCCUUGGCUCACAGCCAGAGGGGAGAUGAUGGCUAGCCCCAACUUUUCUGUCACUUUUGAGCAGAAAGCCAGUUGGGAAGGAUCCAAGUGAGCCGUCCCCUGUGGACGUGCAUGGAGUAUGCAAGUCACUGCAUUUUGUGGUGCAAAGGAAGCAAGUCUUCAUGACCAACCAGAGGGGCUUAUUACACCCUAAGUCCUCUAGUAGGCAGUUUGAGUAGAUCCCUGGGCUUUGGUAACAUCCAGGACACACGAGUACCCAGCGCUGCUGUCCUGGUUCCUCCUGUGACAUUUAUUAAAAGCAAAUUGUGUGCUCUUCCAGGACUCCAGUCUGCUCCAGACCUCAGCAACAUCCUUGAUGAGAGCACCAGCAAAGACUACCUGGGCCUUCCCAUCAGCAGCCAGAACACACUGGACACAAGACAGGGAUCUCUGGUCUUCUUUGACUUGAAGAUUUUGCAUGAGAUUCUAAGCGGGGAGGUCCCAUGUUGCAGCCAGCUCAGAUCCCUACAUCUGUCAGUGUCUCUUUUUUUUGGGGGGGGUCGAAGUUCAGGCAUGUUUAUCAUGACCUUGGCUGUGUAAGGGAGAAGACAAUAUCCUGAGCUCCCAGGAGGCCUUGCCUUUGAGUUUCAGGAUAUCUGGAGGAAUGUGGAGCCUGUUAGGGCCAUGGGGAGAUUUCUUUGAGGUUGCUCGGCCAGUUAACCAGCCCUUGAGCCAUUGUGUCAACGUGGGCUCUCCUGCUUCUCCUUCCCAUGGGCGGAUCUCUCUUGAGGGAGGUGAAUUUUACAUUUCAAGCCCCUCUCUUUAGUCCACCUACAAAAAACGGUAAAGUCCCUCAUGUUCCUGGUAGGGGGAAUGAUCCCACUGCAGGAGGUGUUAGUGUUGAUGGGAAGGACACUCCUGAAGGGCUUUGGAGAUGCUGGAAGCUGAGGGUGUGACUGAAUGGUGAAGAUAGGUGAAAUGAUGGAUCAGUUCCCCAGCUGCUAUCGAUGGUGAAGGCUGUUAGAGGCUGAGCAACUCGAUCAAUACUUUGUUUUCAUACUGAACAGGACACUAAUUCUGACUUUCCUCCCUCUCCAAUCCUCUUUCCCUUCCCCUUCCUCUUC
Molecule: messenger RNA, 4048 nt
Organism: Tyto alba (common barn owl)
Lineage: Eukaryota; Metazoa; Chordata; Aves; Strigiformes; Tytonidae
Product: protein PML-like
Exons: 6
Coding region: 1064-2545 (493 amino acids)
Biological process (GO): positive regulation of DNA-templated transcription; PML body organization; intrinsic apoptotic signaling pathway in response to DNA damage
Cellular component (GO): chromatin; PML body; nucleoplasm
Molecular function (GO): ubiquitin-protein transferase activity; zinc ion binding
Source: RefSeq, a predicted model, not a curated record